Molecule: messenger RNA, 939 nt
Organism: Ustilago hordei
Lineage: Eukaryota; Fungi; Basidiomycota; Ustilaginomycetes; Ustilaginales; Ustilaginaceae
Exons: 3
Coding region: 1-939 (312 amino acids)
Source: RefSeq, a predicted model, not a curated record
AUGGGACCAAAGGUCAUGGUCACCACAGCAGACCCCUUUGAGGAGGCCACCAAUUCAGGAGAUGGCAACACAGGCAGCACUGAGAUGGGUGACCCUGAGGCCAUGGACCUCAGCUCAUACCAGCAAUCCAUGGACCCCAAUCAUGAAGAGGAGGAGCAUGAUGAUGGUGACGAUGAGGGAAAUGUCAGUGGGUCUCAGAUUCUUUCAUUAGUAUCUAUUGGUACACACAAUCUGGGUGUGGUCGAAGCUUCAGUGGCCAACACUGCUGACUAUGACCUCAUCCUGGGGUUCACUGAGCUACAGAGGCUCAAACCCACCAUACAAUGGGAUAUGGGCCAGCUGGAGUUCAAGACUCAGGAGCAGGACCGACCCCCGAGGAGACCCCCUGAAGCAGCAAGAGCAGAGGACCUAACCAUGAGGAGACCAACCCUUCAUGGAAAUGAGUUUGUCUCAGCAGAGCACAUACUACAAGCAGCUCUGGAAGAUGGACCCAUAGGGUUCAUGCUGUUGGAGGAGCCACCAUCAUCACUCCCAGCCUUUGGUUUUGUACCUACAGGCGCAGACAAAGGAGUAGAGAUGGAGGUAGAGGUGGACAAGGUGGUGAUGGCCGCAGACAAAGGAGUAGAGAUGGAGGUAGAGGUGGACAAGGUGGUGAUGGCCACAGACAUACCAAAGCCAUACCAACACCUGCGAGAUGUGUUCGAUGAAGUGGAAGCAGACAAGCUGCCCCAUCAUACCAAGCAUGAUCUCCACCUCAAGUUGAUAGAAGGAGGAAAACCACCUCAAGGGCCCCUGUACCUUAAGGGACCCAAGGAGAUGUCCGAGUUGAGGAGGUACUUGGAUGAGAACCUCGAGAAGGGGUUCAUAAGACCAUUGAAGAACCCAGUGUCAGGGGUCUCGCGCCUGAAACCCAGGUCGGUCCGUCGAGAUACUUGGUGA